UCCGCCGUUGACAGAAAAGUCCAGCAAAGUUCAUUUCAAACCGGCGAAAAUGGCGUCUUUACACGUGUACCUCUGCACUAUACUUGUUUUAUUUCUAUCUUUUCAGGUCCUAGCAGGGAGGGAUUUUUAUGCUAUUCUAGGCGUCCCUCGCGAUGCUAGCACGAAUCAAAUCAAGAGAGCGUACAGAAAACUCGCAAUGAAAUGGCAUCCCGAUAAAAAUAAAGAAGACCCUUCUGCACAGGACAAAUUCCAGGAUAUAGGGUCAGCAUAUGAGGUAUUAAGUGAUAAAGAGAAAAGAAAAAUAUAUGAUUCACGAGGAGAAGAAGGAUUAUCACAGUCUGGUAUGGGUCAUGGGGAAGAUCCUUUCUCUAGCUUCUUUGGUGGUUUUGGCUUUCAUUUUGAAGGUGCAGAACACUCACAUCGAAAGGAGAUCCCACAUGGUUCAACAUUGAUAGUUGAUCUGGAGGUUACUCUAGAAGAGCUAUAUAAUGGCAACUUCAUAGAGGUAUUGAGAUGUAAGCCAGUAACCAAGACAGUUCCUGGUACAAGAAGGUGUAAUUGCCGUCAAGAAAUGAGGACAACUCAGUUAGGUCCAGGACGCUUUCAGAUGUCACCAGAAGAGGUCUGUGAUGAAUGCCCAGCAGUUACGUAUGUUAGCACGGAGAAGCUAUUAGAGGUUGAAGUAGAACCAGGAAUGAAAAAUGAACAAGAAUAUCCCUUUGUUUCUGAGGGUGAACCACAUAUUGAUGGAGAGCCUGGUGAUCUCAAGUUCAAAAUCAUAGAACUCAGACACAAGAGAUUCCAGAGGAGGGGCAAUGAUCUCUUUACCAAUGUAACAAUUUCUCUUCAUGAUGCAUUAGUUGGAUUUAAAAUGGAAAUACCACAUCUAGAUAAACAUAAGGUUCACAUCACAAGAGAAAAGUUCACAUGGCCUGGUGCAAGAAUAAAGAAGAAAGGAGAAGGAAUGCCUAGCUAUGAAAAUAAUCAUGAAAAAGGAGACUUACAUAUAACAUUUGAUGUAGAAUUUCCAAGAGGAGUACUAACAGCCGCGGAAAAGGAUGAUAUCAAGAGGAUCCUCAAGCAGUCAUCCUUCCAGAAAGUCUAUAAUGGUCUAUAGUUAGUAUUACUAGGAAUAUCAUUUUCAAAUUUCAAAAUGGACAGGACUGAGUGAGGUAGCUGUUGUCAAGAUUGUUAUCAUUUUUACACAUUUUUACAAGAUGGAUACAAAGAACCUUUUAAAAAUCAUAAAUGAAGUUACGUGGCUUAAAUAAUGGCUGGUCAAUAGACAAUAAUAUUUCCUGCCACAAUUGGUACUUGUCUGGCGUCUCAGGCAUUUGGCUCCUGACUGGUCACAAGUUGAUCAGUUUGAUGUGCCUGGCAUGGAGCAGCCAUUGUACUUUGAGUUUGUAUCCAGCYGAGCAGUGAAUGCGAUGCGCAAUAUAUGAGUGGACAAAUUGACCUGCCCUAAGCAUUUUUGGAGCUUGAAGAAGCAAACGUUGGCAGUUACGUGAAUUUAUUUUAUUCCUCCUUUCCAUAUUUCUGCUUCUUGUAAGCUUAAAAUUUAUAUUUUAGUCAGUCAAAAGAAAACAGAAAAAUAUAGCAUGACAUGACAUAUAAAGAAGCAUGGGAAUGAGGACUGGUGGCAAAACAGCUAAACACACUCUGAUUGGCUGAAACAAAAUUCACUGCUCAGCUGGAUGUGUGUUAUGUUGAAUCAUUGACAAUGCCAGGUCAUCAAAAUGUCUGGAUAUCACAGUUCAAUUCAAAAAAUAAUAUUAACGUAUGUCAUCAUUUUUUUCAACAACACAGCAAUGYUAGGAAGCUAUGAAAAUUUAACAUCAUAUUGCUCUCAAACUUUCAACAGUCAUUUGUAACUUCAGAACAUCAAUAGACCCUUUUCGAGUUCCAAAUUACCGCUGUGUUUCUUGAUUACAGACUCAUUUACACAGGCUAAGCCUCGAUUUUGUGAUGAAUAUUCACAUUUUCAAGUCAAGGUCCGUCAAGUUUCAAAGUGUUCGUAUUGUUGAACUUGUGCAUUCUUUACUUUACCGUUGGUAUUUGCGAGUAAUUAGACACUGAUUCGAGGCUARCCCUGUGCAAAUGAGUCUGUAAUCAAGGAACACAGAGGUAAUUUGGAACUAGAAUAGGGUCUAUUCCACCUACUUGGUAAUUCAAAAUUAUUUACUAUCUUAAAUUUAUAAUUGAAAAUUUGUAAAAAAUUCCAAGUUUUCAUAUCAUUAAUUAUGAACUUCUUCAAAUUCCAACAACUUCAUCACCAUUAAAAAGUGCAGCUACAGACAUGUACAUAAAAGGGAAUAAAUGGCUUUGGUUUCUUCUUGUACUGUAUUAUGAGAUUAAAAUUGACCCAACAUAAAAGGUCUAGUACUGUUAAUCUCAUAAAAACUUUAAAAGGAUUAUUUCAACAGUCUUCAAGUUCUUUAUUUACUGACAUAUUUCUUACGUAUGCCAUUGGUACUCGGCACCUUGGUUGAGAAGUUGUGAAGUAGAAAAUUGAAAUAAUAAAAAGAAAUUCAAACCAG
Actinia tenebrosa (Australian red waratah sea anemone) is the source of this 2540-nucleotide messenger RNA. Its product is annotated as dnaJ homolog subfamily B member 11. Gene Ontology annotation, cellular component: endoplasmic reticulum. Gene Ontology annotation, biological process: protein maturation; protein folding. Gene Ontology annotation, molecular function: misfolded protein binding. NCBI's taxonomy places the organism in Eukaryota, Metazoa, Cnidaria, Anthozoa, Actiniaria, Actiniidae. The record is from RefSeq and is a predicted model, not a curated record.